CGAGUUGUUAUCGUCGUGUUUAUUUUCCGCCGCGCCAGUUAGAGCUUUGGGCAUCGUCGGUGUAGGUUGUUGUCAUCGUUGCGGAAGAAAGUAAUUAAAUUUUGCUAAAAAUGAAUCGCGAUAAGGCUGCGGAACAGUUGAGCGAAUAUAAGGAGAAAAAUCCCGAAGGAAAACUGUUGACCACUCAGACGGGAUGUCCGAUUGGAGACAAGCUCAAUUCUCUUACUGCAGGACCCCGAGGUCCCAUGCUGUUGCAAGAUGUGGUAUAUUUGGAAGAGAUGGCUCAUUUUGACAGAGAGAGAAUACCCGAACGAGUGGUUCAUGCAAAAGGAGCGGGAGCAUUUGGCACUUUUGUGGUGACUCACGACAUUACAAAAUAUUGCAAGGCAAAGCUUUUUGAAAAAAUUGGAAAGGAAACUCCAAUCGCCGUUAGGUUUUCAACUGUCGGUGGAGAAAGUGGAUCUGCGGAUACUGUUAGAGAUCCUCGUGGAUUUGCUUUGAAGUUCUAUACAGAAGAGGGCAAUUGGGAUCUGGUCGGAAACAAUACACCCAUUUUUUUCAUUCGUGAUCCCAUGUUCUUUCCUAGUUUCAUUCACACUCAGAAAAGGAACCCUGUCACUCAUUUAAAAGAUGUCGACAUGUUCUGGGAUUUUCUGACCCUGAGACCCGAGAGCACCCAUCAGGUCUGUUUUUUGUUUUCUGACCGUGGAAUUCCAGAUGGUUACAGGCACAUGAACGGUUAUGGUUCUCACACAUUCAAGUUAGUCAACAGUAAGGGAGAAGCAGUGUAUUGCAAGUUUCAUUACAAGACUAAUCAGGGUAUAAAGAAUAUUCCUGUCGACAAGGCCGGGGAACUGUCAGGUUCUGAUCCAGAUUAUUCCAUCAGAGACUUAUAUAAUGCCAUUAGAAGUGGGAACUAUCCUUCUUGGACACUGUAUAUACAAGUUAUGACUAUAGAACAGGCAGAAAACUUUAGAUGGAAUCCAUUUGAUCUUACCAAAAUUUGGCCCCAUUCGGAAUACCCACUGAUGCCGGUGGGCACCCUGACCCUGAAUAGAAAUCCAGAAGAUUAUUUCAAAGACGUGGAGCAGAUCGCCUUCUGUCCAGCUCACAUGGUUCCCGGGGUGGAACCCAGUCCCGACAAGAUGCUACAGGGUCGUCUAUUUUCCUACUCGGACACCCACCGUCACAGACUGGGGCCCAAUUUCCUGCAGAUCCCUGUGAACUGUCCUUACCGUGCCAGGUGCCACCACUACCAACGGGACGGUCCACAGACUUUCAAUGACAACCAGAGUGGUGCCCCCAAUUACUAUCCCAACAGCUUUAAUGGACCCAAAGACAAAACCGUGUUCAUGGAGUCACCCGUGGCCUGUUCGCCGGAAGCCAAACGAUACAACAGCUCCGACGACGACAACUUCACUCAGCCUGGCACCUUCUGGAACAAGGUGUUGAACGAAGAAGAGAAGCAGCGUCUAGUGGAUAACAUUGUCAACCACAUUGUAUCGGCUCAAGUCUUCAUCCAGGAUCGGGCCGUGCGCAACUUUACGCAGGUGGAUCCCAAGUUCGGCGCCAGGAUCAAAGAAGGUUUGGAGAAACUCAGAAAGGAACAACCGCCUCACGGACGCCUGUAAUUGUGCCCAAAGUGUCUUUCCGGGUUCAAUGAAUGGAGGUUUAGUUACUGGCAGUUUUUACGUUAUAAAAUUUGCCUACAAUAUUUUUGCUUUAUAAUACGAUUUUGCUGGAAUUUGAUCCUUUGUCAAUUUGGAUGAAAUACAGUUUUUUGUAAUGUUACAUUCCAAUAAAAAGUUUUUAAGCAGUUAAAA
Molecule: messenger RNA, 1823 nt
Organism: Centruroides sculpturatus (bark scorpion)
Lineage: Eukaryota; Metazoa; Arthropoda; Arachnida; Scorpiones; Buthidae
Product: catalase-like
Exons: 11
Coding region: 111-1631 (506 amino acids)
Biological process (GO): response to hydrogen peroxide; hydrogen peroxide catabolic process
Cellular component (GO): peroxisome; mitochondrion; cytoplasm
Molecular function (GO): heme binding; catalase activity
Source: RefSeq, a predicted model, not a curated record